Molecule: messenger RNA, 1836 nt
Organism: Stomoxys calcitrans (stable fly)
Lineage: Eukaryota; Metazoa; Arthropoda; Insecta; Diptera; Muscidae
Product: zinc finger protein 431
Exons: 1
Coding region: 1-1836 (611 amino acids)
Biological process (GO): regulation of transcription by RNA polymerase II
Cellular component (GO): nucleus
Molecular function (GO): DNA-binding transcription factor activity, RNA polymerase II-specific; RNA polymerase II transcription regulatory region sequence-specific DNA binding
Source: RefSeq, a predicted model, not a curated record
AUGCUUGGCGAAGAAGAUAUCGCCAUCAACUAUCCCGUAUACUUUAUAGCAGGCGCAGAAAGCAUGACGCUGGAUGAAAUUGAGAACUCCAUCACACAAAUGGAAACCAUUGACAUAGAAGCUGGGAGUUCUGAUGAAGAAAUUUCACUGUCCGACUUCGAUGUGGUACUAGAAAGUGAAACACCACUGGAUGCGAUUGAGCCAGAGCUCGAAACAACAAUUUCAAUAGCAACGGACGACACCGGUGACCAUGCCUCAAUUAAUGGCCAGCUUAACUUGAGGAAAAGGGGAAGAGGUUACUACACCUCAUCCGAGGGUAUACGCUAUACAGAACGCGAAAUGGAUGAAACGAUAUCUCAGUGGAUGCCUCUGCUAAAGUGUGAUAUAUGCAAAUUAUUGGUGAGCAACUACACUCGUUUAGAGGAGCAUUUUCUUUAUGGACACCAAAUGGAGAAAUGUUACAUUAUAUGUUGCAAUCGCAAGCUUACACAACGUGUCAUGAUCGAAGAGCACAUUCGUCGAAUCCAUUGCGAUGGGCUUCCCAAGGAUAUAUCUCUUAGGGGUACGCCUGUGAAUGUGAACACACAAGAAAUGCUGGAAUUUGUACAUCAUUAUAUGCCCUGGAUAAAAUGUGAUCUAUGUGGGUGUGCGGUCACUCAAUAUGAAAAACUGAAAAAACACUUUCGUCUGCAUCAUCCUUAUGAGAAUUUCCACAUAUUAUGCUGUCAACGUAAGUUUUCCCGGCUCUACAGUAUUGCCGAGCACAUACGCGUCCAUAUAUCUUUGGGCUCCUAUCAGUGUCACAUUUGCAAUAAACUGCAUUUGUCCCGCAGUUAUCUGCACUAUCAUUUAAUGGAAACACAUAGCAUAAAUUUGUAUCCCACCACAAAGCACUUCAAUUUGGCUAUAACCGCCAAGGCAAAUUCAGCCAUAGCGCGAACGUCAUUUGCCGAUCUGGAUGACUUCAUAGCCAUGUUCAGGGGAAAAUUGGAUUGCUACAUAUGCUCUGAGAAAUAUAUUACAUUUACCACAUUACAGAUACAUUUUAGUGCAAAGCAUCCCGACAGGUUCUUCUAUGUUAUGUGUUGUGGCAAAAUAUUUAGAACACGCAACGAUCUGGAGGAGCACAUUCAUCUACACCUCAAUCCGCAAGGCUUCAAAUGUGACAUCUGUAAAAUGUAUUUUAUCAAGCGUUCACUGUUAUUCAGUCACUAUCGUACGCGACACCCAUACUCUCGCACUGAUGCCGUUAGAGAAGUUCAACAGAAUUCCUCGGGCAACAUUGACAAACUUAUCAGCGCAUGGCAGACAAGCGUGAAAUGUGGUGAAUGCAAUAUGCGUUUCAAAAAAUACACUUCACUCGAAGAGCAUUUUGCGAGGGACCAUGCCGACGAGUCGGUGAGCAUCUCCUGCUGCAAUUUAAAAUUAAAAUCCCCCAUCAAAAUUGCACAUCACAUCCAUAUACACAUAAAAGGUAUUGCAUCUUCACAUGUGAUGGAUGAGUUUAUAGCCGUCUGGAGGUCCACUCUGGACUGCGAAGUGUGCCAAAGAGCCUACAAUACGUACAGCAGAUUGGAAAAUCAUUUCGAGCAGUUUCAUCCAGGGGAAUAUUGUCACAUUGUAUGCUGUCAAAAGAAGUUAUAUUCACGAUUGGCGAUUCAGGGGCAUAUCUUAAAACAUCCCCUAUUUCAGUGCAGAUAUUGCAAAUACUCCACAACGAAUAAUUUAGAGUUCUGGGAUCAUGUUCACGAAGCCCAUCCGGCCCAAACAAAAGUUCUGCCGCCCCAAGAGAGUCUUAAUAGUACCUUGUGUAAUUUAGUUCAAAAUAUACAAUAA